UUGACUGAAAUAAACUUCAUCUGUUUGUACAGAACAAAAUGCUGAGCAUGAAAAGAUGACAUUACUCCAGCUGAUCUGUUCAGAGAUCAGCUGGAGUAGAGGAAGACCGGUGAUGACUGUGUUAGCUUCUGUAUUCAUGUCUGAUGUGAAGCUACUGGGUGGAUCACUUUACCACAUCCUAAACACAGUUUAUGAAAAUUCCUGCUCUGCCCUUGCCUUGUGAUAGUCAGCUCCUCUUACAGUUAGAUAGCGGAUGAUCAAUGCCGGAAGGCUGGGAGGACUCUGGGGAUGAGAAAAGAGGAAAGUAAACACGCUAUCUCCUUACCGAGGUAAGGCAACUUUUGGCACAGUCACCCUGGAGAAGUUGACCCCACCUAUAGAGUUGUUGUUGCAUCUGAUGUCAUUCCAGUGAUGGGUAAUCAUUACUUUGACAUGCAUUGCACUAAUUACUGCGUUACCACGAGGAGCUGCUGUGUGUGAUGUAAUUAGAGAAUCUCUGGCGUUUUGAUUGAUGGACGUGUCCCCUCUGCCUCCGGCUGUAGGGGACCGAACUCCUGGUUACUGGGUGUAAAAAUACCCGCUGCUGCUCUUACAUCAGUGCGCGCCGUGAUAUUUUUGGGAACUUCUAGCAUUCGCGACGGAGCUGUGGUUAGUCUGCGUGUCUUCUCUGGAUUGUUGUCUGUAGGAUCCGUGCAGAGGGAGAGACGGACGCGACACGACACAGUGCGUGUAAAGAUGUGAAACGGAAUAAAGAGUGGCACAGGCGCAGCAGAAGGACACCAAAAGACGAUUUCGGCAAAACAAUGGUUUGACUUUGUCAGCGUGAGGACAUGGAGGGGACCAGAUCAGACAGCGCUGCCUCCUGUGUGACCACUGAGGUGACUGGUGCCCUGGCUCCUGCUGUUCGACCCACCGGGUUUGGAUAAUAUUGUGCGCUUUAGGGCACGGGUCGCCAAAGCAACAACUGUUUAAUGGUUUUUAUUUUAAACUUAAACGAGGACGGAGAACUUCCAACACACUAAUCAUCCGCUUUUGACUUUUUUUUUUUUUAAACUAAUUAAGUUGUUUUUUCGUGACUUGUGUUGAUGCGCUGGGAAAAUGUGGAGUGCGUUGAUGAACGGUUCGGGGCUGCACGGAGGGGGCGGCGCAGUCGGGGGAUACGUGCAGUCCCAGGGAUGGGAGUUCGUGCCCUGCUCCAGGAUGGAGAGAGCAGACAGAGGCAGAGGCAAAGCCCGCAAUCCUCUGAGACGGGUCUCCUCUCCGCCCACCGUCUUCAGUCAAAUCUACGAACCGCAGUUCGACGCCUCGUCCGACGGAGGUGAAUGUGAAGCAGGGGCGCAGUUCAAGAUCGUCAGGGGACAAAUGUGGCCGAGCCCUGAAUCCCAGCAGCAGCAAACACCACACUCCAGGCUGAAGAAGAAAUUUGACGAUUUAAAAAAGCGACAUGUGCAAGACAAGGAGGAGUGGACGCGUGAGAAGGAGUCGUUGUUGAGAGAAGUGGCAGACAUACAAGGAGGGGAGAACAGGAGGAUUCUGCUGGACCUGAAGACGGUUUUGGAGGAAGUGCAGACGGAGGUGAAGAGAGAGGAGGAGAAGAGGAGUGAGCUCCAGCUGCAGUACACCAGAGACAGAUGUGGCUGGGAGCUGGAGAAGGCUGAGCUCAAGUGCAGGAUUGCACAGUUGGAGGCAAAAGAAAGUACUGGAAUUGCAAGUAGAAAGGUUCGCUCAGGUCAUGGCCCGGUGACGUUGCACGGCGCUCAGGAACAGUACAGUGAGACCCCGACUUUACUCCAGGAGCAAGAAGAACAGUGUAGGCUCCGGACCGACACGCACGCAGCAGCCAUGGACCUGCGCUACCGUCUGGAGCACACAGAGAGGGACUGGCUGAGAGAGAAAGCGGAGCUGCUGGAGAGGUUCGACAUGGAGAGGAGAGAGUGGGAGACCCAGCUGAGAGAUAUGCAGAAAAAAAUUGAGGAGCUAUACUGUGAAGUGAGAGCCAAGAGAGAGGGGACCAGACUGGACAGUGAUGAUGUGGUGCGCAGCCUGAGUGUUAAUUCCACCAGCACAGGCUCCAGUCUGCUCAGUGACCACUCCCACACUGAACUGAUCAGCAGCAGCAGCCAAUGGGAGCAGAACAGGCCGCCACAGUUUCCUGGCUUCAAUCUUAACAGAAAUAUUGGUGGCAGGGAGAGUCAUAAACCCACCUGUUUCCAAGCAGGAAACCUCUGUGACUUCAAUAUAGCUGGUCAGUUGAGUCAGAAUGAGCCUCCGCGAGCCGGGCCGGUCGAUGAUUUGAGAUCCAGAGGCCCUUGGCAGACCGACUCUGUUGACGUUAGUGGAGAGCCGGCUGCUAUUUUUCAUGAAACCCCUGAAUGUGGAAUGAAACAGAGAAACGGCACCAGUGGGAGUCAACACAACGUCCACAUUGGUCCAGAAGAAGGUCCUGUUGGACCUGAUUUGCGUUAUGGCAGUGACAAGAAGAAGAACUCCACGACUCUCAAUGCUUCCACAGCGUUCAAUUGUUCUUCCCCAUGUGCCUCUGAUCCUCAGGCUCUGAAGGAGAUUGCACGUGUAAGUGAGGAGCUCUGCAGCUACCAGGAUGAGAUUAGAAGGAAGAGUGUAGAUAAGAGGAAUCCAUCGGAAUCCCAGUAUGUAGCAGAGGGAAGUGAAAGGCUGUUUUGCCAGGAUCAAAACCAACUGCAGGUGGACGAACCUGCCUGUGAUCUCAGUCAAAUUUACGACGACUUCAGAGCACUGGAAAGGGAAAACUGGAUGGCCUUGUCACCAGAAAACACCUGGAGAGCCAACUUCUCUGAUAUGGAUGCACCAGCUCCACCCAUCCCACCACGCACCUCCUCCUGGAAUCUGAGCACACCUGCCCAGACAGACACAGAACUCCACAUCCCAGAAUCCCCACAGACUACACUUAGGAAGUGCCACAGCCCAUGUGUCCUGGUGGACAGAAAGUGCAACAGUCCGUCAAUCGUCAGGAAGUUUGAGGCCAUGCUACAGGAAAACGAGGGAAAAGUUCUUAUUGAUGGAGCGGUAACAUCCUGCACCGUACCUGCUAACUCUAACUGUAACAUGGGCUGCUGCCACAACCGAUGGUCUUGCGACGCCAGCAGGUUCAGCACUGGCAACUUGUCUUCCUGCGGAACGGUGCAGAAAAGCUUCUCUGAAGUUAAUAUACGGUGUGCUGGGAAAGACACGCGCUCAGACUACGGUGCAGGUGACGGUAACUAUACAAAUCCCGAUCUACAAAUGGAGCCUCCACUGGUCAUAGAAUCACCUGUAGCUACGUUGCUGUCGUCUACAGAAAACACACCUGUGAACCCCAACCUACAGGGCUCCAGAAGAAACAUAGUGCUGGAACAAAAAACAGCAGAGUUCAACCGGACUUUGUUUCAUGUCGACAUGGGCCGGGGUUUUAAAGGAGCUGACAGUUCUGUCGUUGACGCCUCUUCUCUGAGUUGCCAAGCUGUCACCGCAGCAUCAGAGCGGGAAACAAGAUUUCAGACACAUUGUACUGAUGUCAGCACUGGUGCUGCAGGUGUGUAUCCUGAAAUGUUAGCAGAUUCCAUUCUUCAAAUAUCAGAGGUCCAACCGAGGGAAACGACAUGUGGUCUUGAAGCUCAUGAAUUAAGAAUAAACCAAGAAAAUGUGUUUGAUCUUCCAUUUGAAGAGCCUCAGUUUGACACAAUGGUCUCUCACAGUCCUGUUCACCAGGCCGAUGCCAGGAAACAAGUUCAAACCACUGGCAGUCCUUCCAGGAAAACACAGCACAAAGCAGCCACAGACUUGCUCUUUCCUGAUCCUGUCUCGUCUGCAAAUAACCAGCCAGGUCAGAAUGUGGAGGCGUCCAUCUCUGACUAUGACAAUCCACAUGGAGCAAAGCCUCAGCCUGCAGCCAGGGCAGGCGCCUCAGCCCAUCAGUCGCCUGUGGAGAACAAACAAAGACAGAUGACACAGUCAGGGCACCAGACACAGCCAAGGCAUGCGUCUGUCCCUCCUUCUCAGUCAGACUCUUCCAGACAUGGGCCUCGGAUGAUGAAUGACCACCCCUGGAAGCCCCUCACUCUGGCCGCCUACCCUCGACCUGAGGGAUCAAGGUCCAACUACGGGGCAGUGGAAAGAAUUCUGAAGAAUUAUGAGAGUGCAGCUCGGGCUCAACAAAGCCAGAGCCAGAAGAACGAAAUGAACUCAAGUCCUAACCUCAGUGUUGGGCGGGAGCAGAGUGCCACUGAACUGGACAUGCUGGACAUGGACCCUCUGCCUUUACCCCCUACUCUGAGACACACACAGAACCCACACACUGCACAGCUACACAGCACACACGCAAAGCUCAGCAGCCACACUGCCAUGGGUGUGAAAGAGAUUCAGCUUAUAGUGCAGGAAAAUGAAGACUCCUCUUCAUGUGUCUCCUCUUCUCCGGCCCCAAAGUGUUUCUCAAGGCCGGCCCGUCCUGCCAACCGACGCCUUCCCUCCCGAUGGGCCAGUCGCUCGCCCACCUCUUCCUCGUCAACGUCAUCUUCUCCCUCCACCACCCCGAGUUUACCCCCGUCCUGGCCACUUCAGAAGCACUCUUCGCCUCUUUCCUUCUCACAUGCCUUUCACAUUGAAACCGUCAUCAUCUGAUCUCCAUAAAAACCAAACAGGGGUUUCUGAUGUAGCCACCAAACGCAGCUUGUUUCUCCUGAACCACAGACUCUGAAGUGCUUUCGCUGUGAGUUCACUAACUCACCUGUAGAAUGUAAAUGGCAUCAUGUAGACACUGUAGUAUGUAACUGACCAAGAAGGACACGUGAAGGAUUUCUCAAGCUGCUUGCCUAUUUCAGCAGACAUCAAACACAGUCAAACAGUCAGCCAACAAUAAAACACACAGCACCUUCCAACACUUCAGUUAUGUCAGCUGUUCAAAUCAAACAUCUCUGCUCAGGUCUGAAUUAUAGCCUUGACAAGUGUAGCCUCGCUGAUGUACCAA
Cynoglossus semilaevis (tongue sole) is the source of this 4981-nucleotide messenger RNA. It is a transcript of the gene mtcl3a, whose product is annotated as MTCL family member 3a. The record is from RefSeq and is a predicted model, not a curated record. The transcript has 7 exons. Bases 1099 to 4635 code for a protein of 1178 amino acids. Lineage: Eukaryota; Metazoa; Chordata; Actinopteri; Pleuronectiformes; Cynoglossidae.